Cherax quadricarinatus is the source of this 1975-nucleotide messenger RNA. It is a transcript of the gene RanGAP, whose product is annotated as Ran GTPase activating protein. Gene Ontology annotation, molecular function: small GTPase binding; GTPase activator activity. The record is from RefSeq and is a predicted model, not a curated record. Gene Ontology annotation, cellular component: cytosol; nucleus; perinuclear region of cytoplasm. NCBI's taxonomy places the organism in Eukaryota, Metazoa, Arthropoda, Malacostraca, Decapoda, Parastacidae. Gene Ontology annotation, biological process: nucleocytoplasmic transport; activation of GTPase activity; signal transduction.
AGGAACCCCUGGUGCUGCUGCUGCUGCUGCUGCUGCUGCUGCCAUUAUUGAUAUUCGAAUGUCUGCCGUUGGCGCCUUUUCUUUUUAUUUUUCUUGAGAUUUACUGUCUUCGACCAUCAACGUGAGAACUAUUAAGCCAUCGAGAUGUCGUCGACGUUGAGCUUCGCUGGAGAGAACAACAAGUGGACCACAGCUGAUGAUGUCAGAAAUGCAGCCGAAGCCAUUCGGAACACAGAGAUUCUACAGUGCUUACAGUUGGAAGCCAACACUCUUGGUGUGGAGGCAGCAGAGGUGAUGGGUGAAGCUCUAGCUGCUCACCCUGAGUUUGAACGUGCUCACUGGAAGGAUCUCUUCACUGGCAGGCUGAAAACGGAGAUUCCAGAUGCACUACGCCACCUCUUUUCCGGUUUAAUGCGUGCAGGGGCAAAGUUAAAGGAAUUGGACUUGAGUGAUAAUGCCUUGGGGCCAAUUGGUGUGGAAGGAAUGGUGGAAUUUAUGAGUUCUCCAGUAUGUUACUCUUUAGAGGAACUUCGUCUAAACAAUAAUGGGCUCGGUAUAAAGGGAGGCACUAUGUUGGCUGAAUCAUUAAUGAAACUAGUGGCCAAUGCCAACUCAGCUGGUACGCCCCUCAAACUUAAGGUAUUCAUUUCAGGACGCAACAGGUUAGAAAAGGAGGGUGCAAAAGAAUUUGCAGAAUUUUUUAAAGCAGUGGGCACCCUAGAGGAAGUAGCAAUGCCCCAGAAUGGGAUUUUCCAUGAAGGUAUUGCAGCCUUGGCUGAAGCUUUCAGUAUGAACCCAAAUCUAAGAAUUAUUAACCUAAAUGAUAACACGUUUACCCCCAAGGGAGCUCGGGCUAUGGCAGAGAAGUUACCUUCCAUGCAAAACCUUGAAAUAAUAAAUUUUGGAGACUGUCUUAUCAAAACUACUGGUGCAAAAUUCAUCGGUAGUGCAUUGUUGUCCGAUCACCAAAAAUUAAGGGAACUAUACUUGGACAGCAAUGAAAUUGGAAUUGAAGGUGGCCUUGCCAUUGCUGAUGCUAUGAUCAACAAAAAGAAUCUUAAAACUCUUAAUUUGGAUGGUAACCAGUUUGGUGAAGAAGGUCGAGAGAAUCUUGUUUAUAUACUGCAAGAGAUAGGCUGUUUAGAUGCCCUUGCUACUUUGGAAAAUGAUGAAUCUCCUGAUAGUGAUGAAGAUGAUGAUGACAGUGAGGAAUCAGGAGAUGACGAAGAGGAAGAGGAGGAGGAGGAGGAGGAUGAUGAAGAAGAUGAAAGUGAUGAAGAAGAGGAUGAAGAAGUACAUGAGGUGGUGGAAUCUGGAGUUAGCCCGCUUAAAAGAACAGAAAUGGCAGUGCAGCCUGUAAAAUGCACAGCAGCUGAGUUUUAUGAGCAGCCAACAGUGGGAAGACUGCUAGGUCUAGGAAAUUCUGGUCCCUCCCAGCUAGUAGAAGAAGCUAGGAGAAUGGGAGGGAGAUCUGAUGAAGAGUUCAUUUUCAACUGUUUUGGCAUGUUUAUGCGAACUGCAUCAAUAGCAAUUGCAAGUAAUAAUGAGAUUCAGGAAGCUGUGAAGAAUGCGACAGAACAUAUCGCCAAAGCUGUAUUUGCUGCAGCCCAGAAUGGAGAUUUAUCUUCUGUUGUUACAAAUAAUCUUCUUGUACAUCUAGGUCUUAUUAAAUGUGAGGAUAAAAAAUUUAUUUUGGAUUGGGACUUGCAUGGAUGUCUUAAGAUGUUAACGUGUCUUGUGACCCAGCCCCUCUUCCCAUCUCAGACAAAGAGUGCACUUCAGUUAUUCCUAUCCAGACCAAAUUCAAGAAUAGAUGCAUGUGUACAGGAGAAACAUAAGUUGAUGGUAGCACUGUUUCAAUAGCACCAUGAAGCAUUAGCAUAUAAUUGAUACUCAGGAAGAAAAUUGACAGAAGACAAGACUUUUAAAGUUAUAACUGAUGUACAUAAUAUAUUGCAAUAAAAAUUUAAUUUUU